This is a messenger RNA of [Candida] anglica, 2577 nucleotides long. The record is from the annotation of a GenBank genome assembly. Lineage: Eukaryota; Fungi; Ascomycota; Pichiomycetes; Serinales; Debaryomycetaceae.
GUAACCAACCAGAGCUUUUUUUUUUCUCCUAAGUUCCUCUCCUCGAAUAUACUUUCAGAGCUAGUUCCCCCCUCUACCUGUUCCUCUACUUCGUCACCACAACCAUGCUCUUUGGUAACAAACUUGACAACGAGGUCUACGCGCCAUGGAAGGAGUUCUACAUGAACUACACUUCCCUCAAGAAACUUCUUAAAGAAGGUGUCAUCUUGAAGAACAAUUGGACCGAAAAGGAUGAACUGAACUUUGUCACUGCUUUGGAUUCUGACUUGGAAAAAGUUUACACUUUCCAGUCCAACAAGUAUGACGAGCUCAAUGAAACUUUGGAAACUCUUCAAUCACAAACAGAAAAUGCUUCUAGUGGGUUUGAUGAAGUCAAGUUCUCUACCAAGUUGGAAGAAACUUUAACCCUUGCACAAGAACUUGAACAUUUCCAACGUCUUAACUACACUGGGUUCACCAAGAUUGUCAAGAAACAUGACCGUAUCCAUCCAGAAUUUUCAGUCAAGCCUCUUUUGAAUGUUAGAUUGAAGAACUUGCCAUACCAUAAUGAAGAUUACUCUCCAUUAUUGUACAAGAUUUCUGCUCUUUUCCAAUUCUUGCGUGACAACUAUAAUGUUGACCAAUCCCUCUCCAAGUUGUCCUCCUUCCAUGAAGACCAAUCUCAUCAAGAGUUUGAUUCUUUCAAGUUUUGGAUCCAUAAGGAUAACUUGAUGGAGGUGAAAACCAACAUCUUGAGACAUUUGCCCGUGUUGGUGUUCAACUCUCAUCGCCCACAAUCUUUUGAUGACUUGAUGCAUGACGACUCAGAUGACGAGAAUGAAGAUGAUAACCCAACCAUUAAUUGUUUGUACUUUGACAGUCCUUCCUUUGAGUUGUACAACGAUAAGUUGGUGAAGAAUGCAAACUCUUCCUCGUUGAGAAUUAAAUGGGUCGGCAAAUUGUCCGAUAAGCCCAAAAUUAGUAUUGAAAAGAAAAUCUUUGAUCAAACUAGUCAAGAUUUCAAUGUUGGUGAAAAACUCACAUUGAAGGAAAAAUACCUUGAUGCCUUUGCCAAGGGUACUUUCGACCCAACUAAGUUUGUCAAUAAGAUGAUCAAGCGUGGUCUGAGCCAAGCAGACAUCACCAAGUUUGCUGACGAUGUCACCAACUUGGAAUCCUUCAUCAAGGAACAUAACCUUCAACCAUGUGUUAGAACCACCUACAAGCGUACUGCCUUCCAGAUCCCAGGUGAUGACAAGGUACGUAUUGUCAUUGAUUCCGACUUGAAGUUCAUCAGAGAAGAUGCAUUUGAUUCUGAAAGACCUAUCAGAGAUCCUCUGAAGUGGCAUAGAACAGACAUCGAUUCCAACGUUGGCAACGUAGAUGCCUUUUUGAGAAAGGGAGAAUUUUCCAAGUUCCCAUACUCGGUUAUGGAAAUCAAGGUUAAAAAGCAAAAACUUACUCAAAGUAAACGUUCUCAAUGGAUUAACGAUUUGGUUUCUUCUCAUUUAGUCAAGGAAAUUCCAAAUUUUUCCAAGUUUAUUCAAGGUAUUGCUCUGUUGUUCUUGGAAGAUGAUAAAUUGGAUAACAUCCCACUUUGGUUCCAUGACUUGGAAGGUGAUAUUAAGGUCGACCCUGAACAAGCCUAUAUUGAUCAGAAGAACAAGGCUGUCAAGCAACAAAAUGAUCAAGAAAACUUGAAGAAGUUUAAGAGCAUGUUAUCCAACUCUGCUUCUAGUUCAGGUAACUUUUCUCCUAGAUCCAAGUCCUUUAGUGGUUCUGUUCUACUUGAUCCUCCUUCACCCCUGACCAAGGGCAAGGCAUUCAUUCUUGACGAAGUCACCGAAGAAGAUUCAGGCGUGAAACCUGUCAAGGCAGUGCAAGAUGAAGAUGACGAUGACGAUGAUGAUGACGAUGAUGAUGAAGAUGAUGAGGAAGAAGCUAGAAACUCUCUCACUACCAGUAGUUUCUUGAACAAGGUCAGCGGUAGUGGUGCCACUUUUGCCAAGCUCAUUGAUGCUGACUCUGAAGAUGAAGAAAUUGAACUUCCAAAGGGUGUUUCCAAGCCAGAGUCUUACAUCAAGAACGCUGGUCCAUUGAAGAUUGAAGCCAAGGUGUGGUUGGCUAAUGAAAGAACUUUCAACAGAUGGCUCCAUGUCACCACUCUUUUCUCUUCGUUGACUUUUGUUGUCUACUCGUCUGCUGCCAAGUCUAACUCUUUCCAAGUGGCUGAAAUUUUGGCAUACUUUUAUUUCGCAUUAACCUUGUUCUCGGGAGUUUGGGGCUACUAUAUCUUCAACAAAAGAAGAGACAUCAUCAUCGAAAGAUCUGAAAAACACUUGGAUAACAUUAUCGGUCCAUUGAUUGUUGCCGUUGGUUUGAUCAUUGCCUUGGUGGUUAACUUUGUGUUUGGUUUCAAGCAUGUUGCUCAACAACAAAAUAUGAACCUUAUGGUUGCUGGUUUAGAUGACACCUACUACCAGGACCAUCCUUUCCACAAGAGUGUGCACGAGUUCGUGUUCAGUCUUGUCGCUUAAUACAGCUACUGUGUGGCUUGAAUCUUUAAUUUUUUCUUUCUGCCAGUCAUAGUACAUACAU